Messenger RNA from Recurvomyces mirabilis, 558 nucleotides. RefSeq lists its product as uncharacterized. Gene Ontology annotation, cellular component: plasma membrane. NCBI's taxonomy places the organism in Eukaryota, Fungi, Ascomycota, Dothideomycetes, Mycosphaerellales, Teratosphaeriaceae. Gene Ontology annotation, molecular function: transmembrane transporter activity. Gene Ontology annotation, biological process: transmembrane transport. The transcript has 2 exons. The record is from RefSeq and is a predicted model, not a curated record. Bases 1 to 558 code for a protein of 185 amino acids.
AUGGACACUGAGCGCGAGAAGGAGAAGCCCGCCGGGUCAUCGUCGCUAGAAGUUGACCAUCUCGAGCGUUCCAGAGGUCAGGAUGAUAACCUGGUCUAUGAUGAUCCCGAAGGAGAGCCAGAACUCCAUUUCAGAACGUACGCGGCCGUUACAGCCAUGUUUUUGCUAAAUCUGGUCCAAGUAUUCGCCUUACAAGGUCCUCCCGUGGUGCUAUCCUACAUCGGCAAAGACCUGGAUGCAACGGCGAGUGAUACCUGGGUCCCGAAUGCGCUCUCGCUUGUUCAAGCCGUGUUGGCACCCAUAAUCUCUUCGGCUUCGGAUGCCUUUCAAGCUAGGAAAUCGAUCCUGGUUGCGACUUGUCUUGUAUCCUUCGUCGGAGCGGCAAUUGCACCGGGCGCGAAAUCAAUCGGCAGACUGAUCUCAGCUCAAACUCUUAUCGGAGUUGGAUUUGCGGCCGUCCCCCUUGCGUACACCGUGCCUAGCGAGAUUCUGCCGAGGCGUUGGAGACCAAGUACGUGUCUGAUUCCGUCGGUAGUUCUGGAAUCUGACACGUGGUAG